Fonsecaea erecta is the source of this 852-nucleotide messenger RNA. Its product is annotated as prohibitin-1. Gene Ontology annotation, cellular component: mitochondrion; membrane. NCBI's taxonomy places the organism in Eukaryota, Fungi, Ascomycota, Eurotiomycetes, Chaetothyriales, Herpotrichiellaceae. Bases 1 to 852 code for a protein of 283 amino acids. The record is from RefSeq and is a predicted model, not a curated record. Gene Ontology annotation, biological process: mitochondrion organization. The transcript is spliced from 2 exons.
AUGUCUGCGCCGACCGUCCUCAACGCCAUUUCACGAUGGGCCAUCCCCGUGUUCAUCGGUGCCUCGUUAGCACAAAGUGCCAUGUACGAUGUGAGAGGAGGCACGAGAGCCGUCAUCUUCGACCGUCUUUCUGGUGUCCAGGAAAAAGUCAUCAAUGAAGGCACCCAUUUCCUCGUGCCGUGGCUGCAGAAAGCAAUCAUCUACGAUGUGCGGACGAAGCCUAGAAACAUCAGCACCACCACCGGGAGCAAGGACUUGCAGAUGGUGUCACUGACACUGAGAGUGCUCCAUCGCCCCGAUGUCCAGAACUUGCCCAAGAUUUACCAGUCUCUUGGUCAAGAUUAUGACGAGAGAGUCCUCCCGUCGAUUGGUAACGAAGUCCUCAAAGCCAUUGUGGCGCAAUUCGACGCGGCAGAACUCAUCACCCAGCGAGAAGCCGUCUCACAACGCAUCCGAGCCGACCUGACCCGUCGGGCGCAGGAAUUUAACAUCGCCCUCGAAGACGUCUCCAUAACACACAUGACCUUCGGCCGCGAGUUCACCCGGGCCGUCGAACAGAAACAGAUUGCGCAACAGGACGCCGAGAGAGCGAGGUUCAUCGUCGAGAAGGCGGAGCAGGAGAGACAGGCGAACGUCAUCCGCGCCGAGGGUGAAGCUGAAUCGGCAGACAUCAUCAGCAAAGCGGUGGCUAAGGCGGGAGACGGGUUGAUCCAAAUCAGAAGGAUCGAGGCGAGCAAAGACAUCGCUCAGACCUUGGCUGCGAAUCCCAACGUGACCUACCUGCCGGGCGGUGGUGAAGGUGAAAAUGGGAAGGGAAAGAGCACGGGCUUGUUGCUGGGCUUGCGGGCGUGA